UCACAGCAUCUCCCAACAGCUUCCUGGGACCAUCCGCCAUCCCGUUAAUGACCGGGAGCCGUGGAAAUACAUCGACCUCCGUUAUCUCGCAACCAUGGCCGACGUUCCAGCGAUAAUAAACAUCGCGAUUUCUUUGAAAAUCCAACCCAAUGACGGACCCGUGUUUUAUAAAGUGGACGGGACGAGGUUCGGUCAGAGCAGGACAAUCAAAUUGCUAACAGGAUCGAAAUACAAAAUCGAGGUGAUCGUGAAGCCGGGUAGCGCGGAGGCCACCACAAUGGGAAUCGGCGGAAAGAGCUUCCCUUUGGAGCAGCAGUCCAGAGAUGAGGAGCAGAUCGUCUACAAUGGCACCUACGACACUGAGGGAGUGCCACACACCAAGAGCGGGGACAGACAACCUGUGCAGGUCUUCAUAGAGUUCAAAGAUGCAGGCACAUUUGAAACAGUAUGGCAAGUGAAAUACUACAACUACUACAAGAGAGAACACUGCCAGUUCGGCAACAGCUUCAAUUGCAUCGAGUACGAGGCCAAGCCCAACGAGACCCGCAGCCUCAUGUGGAUAAACAAAGAGGUUUUCCUGUAAAACACGAGCGGAGCAGCAGCAGCAGCAGCAGCAAACCUGCGCAAUAUGUCCUGUAACCAUCAUGGGGCCGCUGUGUGCGAGAUAGAUGACUGCAAAAUGCUCAAGUGAAAUAAGAUGUGACUAUUAAAGGCUCCAAACAAGCGAUCCAUCAGGGUAUCUGUUCACCAGUCAAGCACUGCAUCCACUGGUCAUGCACAAUCUGAACGUUUCAGUCUGAACAGAGUUGGUGAAACUCUGAAAAAAAUUGAGAUAUUAUC
Molecule: messenger RNA, 840 nt
Organism: Cyprinus carpio (common carp)
Lineage: Eukaryota; Metazoa; Chordata; Actinopteri; Cypriniformes; Cyprinidae
Gene: cnrip1a
Product: cannabinoid receptor interacting protein 1a
Biological process (GO): negative regulation of signaling receptor activity
Cellular component (GO): plasma membrane
Molecular function (GO): type 1 cannabinoid receptor binding
Source: RefSeq, a predicted model, not a curated record